GGGUAUCUUAGCAAUAGAGGUCGCGUUUUAGCCUAGAAUUAACUGCAAUUUUUCGCUGUUUUGUCAGGGCCAGUCAUUUAACUUUUUCUUCCUUGAAAAGGCUGCUGUUUAUAAGCUUCUGCAAAAGCAGGCACAAGAAACUGACCAGUUUGAAUUUUUUUUCGUUUUGUUUUUUUUUGCUGUCCGCUGCUUUAAGGGCUACUUUUAAUACUGUUGUGUUACAACCCCAGCUGGCAGGAAAGCACUACAUAGCUCAGCGGGGUGGGGAGAAGUGAAUGAGAAGGGUAAAAAUGAGGAAACGUGCGUUGAGAGCAGUUUAAUAAUUGAAAUGAGAAUAAAUUGUAGUGAAAAGAGCAAAGAGAAAUAGAACCCAAGAAAACCACAUAAGAGGAAUGAAAGCGAUUGCUCACCAUGAACUUACUGCUGCCUAGGCAGUGGCCCCCUGGGCAACUUUUCCUCCUGGUUUCCAGUGCUGAGCAUGACACCAUAUGGUCUGGAAUAGCCUCUGGAUCCUUUGCAUAUUUUACGAUUAAAGACAGACUUCCCCAGAUCCUCACAAGAGUUAUUGAUACUUUGCAUCGACAUAAAAAUGAAUUUUUUGAAGAACAUGGUGAGAAGGGUGUUGAAGCAGAGAAGAGAGCUAUAUCUUUCCUCUCCAAACUGCGGAAUGAGCUGCAAACAGACAAGCCAGUGACCCCUUUGGAAGAUGAGUUGCCUGAUGCUGCGCUGUGGAACCAAUACCUGGACUACCAACGAAAUUUACCAAAUGGAAAUGGAGAGCCCAGUUGGUUUCAAUCCCCUUGGCUGUAUGUAGAGUGUUACAUGUAUCGAAGAAUUCAUGCAGCAUUAGCACAGAACCCACCUAUUGACAACUUUGACGUAUUUAAGGAAGGAAAGGCUCAAAAUUUCUUUGAAUCCCAAGAAGCUGUUAUUGCCUUAUGCACUUAUUUUCAGGAACUUCUUAAGAACAUCAAGGAUCUAGAUGAAAAGCAACUUCAGGAGGAACUUUUUAAGCUAUUGCAGGUGUCCUUGUGGGGCAAUAAAUGUGACCUUUCUUUUUCAGCUGGUGAAGACAGCUCUCAGAAAUCUAGUCCUUUGCAAUCCCUAGAAAACAUGGUACCUUACAUCUUAGUGAAUGAUAUGGAAAAAGUUUGGUCACUACUUGUAAAUGCCAAAAAAAAUAGAACAGAAAGAAGUAAUGUUAGAGUUGACAUAAUCCUGGAUAAUGCAGGAUUUGAACUUGUAAGUGAUCUUGUCUUGGCUGAUUUCUUGUUGUCGUCAAAGCUGGCUGAUGAAGUCUAUUUUCAUGGAAAAAGUAUUCCAUGGUAUGUAUCAGAUACCACAAAGCAUGAUUUUAACUGGACUAUUAAACAACUGGGGUCAGCUAAUCAUAUGUGGAUGUCUAGAUGUGGGAUAAACUGGGAGGGCAAUUUGAAAAAGGGAGUUUGGGUUUUCCGUGACCACAUGUUUUGGACUUUACCACAUGAUUUUUCCAGUAUGAGUGAAGUUGCUCCUGACUUGUAUGCUGAGCUACAGAAGUCAAACUUGCUUCUCUUCAAAGGUGAUCUAAACUAUAGAAAAUUGACAGGAGAUAGAAAAUGGGAAUAUAGUGUCCCAUUUCAUCAAGCCUUGAAUAAGUUUCAUCCUGCGCCUCUCUGUAGUUUGAGAACAUUGAAAUCUGACACUCAGGUUGGCCUGAAACCUGGACAAGGUGAGCAAAUUCAGGCUUCUGAACCUGAGUGGAUGGUAAGUGGAAAAUACGGGGUAGUUCAGUUUGAUGCUGGUCUCUAGUUAAAUGAUUUGUAAUAUUCUGAAGGAGACAUUAAGUCUGACUUUAUUUUCUCUGUUUCAUGCUUGGCUUCAGUAAAGUUUCUUUUUUGUUUGUGCUUUUUCCUCUCAAGUGAUUUGUUGGUUUUGUCCUGUGGAAGACUUUAAUGUAGUGCAAAUAUUUAUAAAUGGUCUUUGUAUACGUAAUUCAAUCUGCAGUUCAAUACAUUUUGUUUUCCUAUUGUCCAAUGUCAGAAGAUCUUUAAGAUCAAUAAUUAAUUGUCCAUAAUAUUUUUUUUUCAUCACUGAGUAUGAGUUUAAUGAGUGAAAGCUUUACAAGUGAAAAAUUUGCUUCAGAAAUAAUUUCCCCAGUGCCACAUAAGCAUGAAUUUACUUAUUUCGGAAUAAUUUGUGCUCCAUGUCAUUUCAUGCAGUGCAUGAAAGUAUUUUAGAGAAUUCAGAAGUUAAUUACAGACAGAUUCUUUUGAUGUUUUGAGGAUAGUUUGCAUUAUAUUAAUGGAUAAGUUAUUGGGUAGCAGCUUGUAAACAUUCAUGUAAAAUUGAAAAUUGAAUUUCAAUCUUAAAGCACAAGUGAAUGUUGCUUACCAGUUUGCUUGUGGGAGAGUUGUCCCAUCUGGUAGGAAGAUUAGUGGGAGAAAGGACAAUCUCAUUUUAAGAAUAUUGAAGAUACUGUUUAUUUUCAAAGCUCUACCAAAAAAGAAGCACACAGAAAAGCCUCUCCAAACAAAAAAACUAAUGAAACCCAAGCAUUUGUAUCAACUGGACUUCAGAUUUAAUGCAGACUUGAUCUGCAAGUGGCCUGUCAGCAGUGUAUGUAUGAGGUUCAAGCUCUGCUGAUUCCUUCUGUUGUGGUAAUUCUCUUUAUUUUUCGAUUUUAUUUGUUUGGGGUUUUUUUAAGAAGGAUGCCUUAAUUUUUAGGGAGGUUAUACAACCCCAUUUGCACUGAAGAGUACAGGGUAGAGAAGCAUAUGCCAUACAGGUUCCUGUUAACUGGAGUUGUUAGGUGCCCAUUUCUGCUCUUCUACCCUGGUCUCAAAAGCUGCUGCUCAUUAUGUUCAUACAACAAAGAUCUAUACAGUGGAUAAAUACGUUCCAAAUGCUGAUGACUUUGAUUAUUUGUGUGUAUUUUCUUCUUCUUAAAUAUGAAAGGGUAUUUUAAGGUUCCAAGGUCAAGUAUUCAAAAACAAAGAUGCAAGGAAUUUCAUGAGGCAGUUGUAGGGAGGGUUAUAAUUUUGAGACCGGGGUUUACUGCUCUCAUCUCCUUUGUAUCUUUGGCUUGGUACUCCUACAGGGUGAAUUAAUCCCCAUCCUUAGGCACCUGAUUGAACUGAAGAAAUUAAAAAUCUAGUCAAGAAGGCUGAAGGUUAGACUGCCUAAGGUUUCUGGAGAGAGCUCAACAGCACUCCAGCUUUUGUGCUUUGAUCUAGUAUGUAAACGACAGGAUGAAUCUGUGCACUGGACCCUCAGUGUCUCAUCUUUGAAAAUGCUGUUAACUUGCUUGAAGUACAUUUUGAAGCAACAACUUUGGGUCAAGAACAGAGAGAUGGAAGUUGUGGAGUAUGUGGAAUGAGAACAUCAUACCUUAGAGAGCAAUUGGGGACAGGAUCUGCUUUUCCUGUGCUCAGAUUGUUUGUAAGGUGCUGACUUAAUUUGCUGGAGAGGUUUAAAAGAAUAUCAUGAACAAGAAGAAAAAGUCACUGUUGAGGCCACCCUUAGCAAAUAGAUUUGCCUCUUACACAAUCCUUACACAUGCUGAGAAACUUUAUUAGUUUUUUACUGGUGGUUACUGUGUCCCUGUGCCCAAGUUGCUUUCAGGCUGUUACUUCUGGGAACCCCCAAUGCAGAUUGGGGAAAAUUAAUAAUAUCAAUUGAUGACAAAUACAGUCCUACGAAAUCCAGAAUCAAUUAGGAGAUGCAGUCGUGUUUGCUCAGUAUUACUGAAUCAUGAAGAUUACUACAAGACAUGUAAUUCUAAGCUUAGCAUGUGAAAGCUAAUGUAUGACAUGAUGUCAUGCUGAAAAAAAAUCUCUCUAUUCUCCUGUUGAUUAAAAGUGCACUUUCCAUCUUUUGCCCCUCACAAAGAGAAGUUUAUGUGGUAAUACAGUGUGACAUGUGGCUGUGUAAGGAAUAUACAGCCAUAACUUCCAGAUGCUUGUCUUCUAUAGCUGUAAUUGCAAAGGCUAUCUCUAGGCAGAACUGAAUAUGCAGCAUAAUUUUAUGUUUGUUGGUUGGCUAUAUUUUUGUAAAAUUUUGAUUGAUUGUAUGAAAAAAAAGAAAAAAUAAUAUCAGUGUUGCUGUAAUGCAGUGUUACAGUCUCCCAUGACACAACAAAGUUGUGAAGACAUAUUUCAGUAUUCCAGUGAGGCACAGUGCUCUUCUGAUGGGUUUGCUACAGUUUACUUAAAAAUAGGAAACUCUUUUGUAGUUAUUCAGUGUUAAUUACUUUUUGUAAUACAGCUUCAUGAAAUGCCAACACGAACCUAUUGCAUUUAGGUGGAAUUUAAAAACAUAACCUGAAGUGUGUGUUAGAACACUAGCAUGUGCUGUAAUAUAACUAUUUUUUAACUUGAGUAUUUAAGAAAGUUCCUUCUAUACAUCUGUGUUACAACUGAUUGUCCAAAAUGCUUCUACAGCAUAACUCAGGAGCUACGGAUUUGUACAUUAAAAUUUCUGAGAUUUUCAUUUCAUAUGCCGUUUGAAUAUUUAUGGCAAAAGCCAAAGGCAUUUUCAGUAAUUCUGAGGCCCACAAUAAAAAAACGUUUUUUACUUUUUAUUUUUGUCUUUUAACUUUUGAGCAACUGUAUUUGUAAGUCAGUUUUUGAUGAUGACUUUCAUUGUUGAGGAAAUAGGAGGAAAGUAAUGUCACAGGCACAGUGAAAGGCAGUACACACAUCUGUCUGAAUACUUGGUAAGUUAUCCUGUAAGAUAUCUACAAGAAUUUCUUAUGUAUAUAAGGUUUCUUAAAAUAAAUUGCUUGAUGUGGAAAAUAAGUUGAUUGUAUGAGUAGAAGCUUGUAAGAAUAUUGAAUUAAACUGUAUAAUUUUGUGCAAGUCAGACAUUCUUAUACUAUUUCAGUGGCUGGGGAAGCCAACUUAAAGUAAUCCAGGUCUUAGUUCCUGAAUUUUUUCCUUAUGAAAUGGAUUUUAUGCAUAAACCUGUGAAGCAUAUUUAUUCAAUGAGAUUUUGAAAGAUACAGGUGCAAGAGAUAGGUAUCAUAAAACGUUCUUCUGUAACAAGACAGGACAACAGUAAGGGAUUUUCUAAUUUUUAAGCUACUUGUACUCCUGUUAAAAUUUCAAAUCCUUAAAAAUGAUUGUCUCUUAAAUGUAUCUGGUACUUACUUACUUACUAAGGUUGGUGCAGCUGAUGAUGUCAUUUCCAGAAUCACUUCUAGAACUGAUAGGUGCUUCAUGUGUUCCAGCAAAAAUGGAAAUAUUUUGGUGUUACUCUUACUGUAACGAAAAUAUUUCCAAACCACUUUGGUUUACACACCUUGCUGAUGUCCGAUAAACACUAACUGUUGUUGUUGAAACAGUUUCUUUAGAGUUCAUAGUGCUAUUUGCAUUAAUGGUUACAACUUGUUCCAUGUGAACAUUUAUCUCCUGUGCUGUCAAACAGCAUAGGAAAAAAGUUUACUCUGUUGCAUGAAAAUUACUCUAUGAAAUGGUUUUAAUGUAAAAAGAAACCCUUAAUUGUGUCUAAAAUAAAAAUUCCAAAAUGGAAUCUUGUACAGAACUGUUGGGUUUUUUUCACUAAAGAUUGUUUGCUUACCAGCUUUCUGUUUACCCUAAAUUACAGAACAAAAGCUUGUAAUUAUUUUUAUUUAAAGCAAAAUGUAAGUUGAAAUUCACCUAACACUUAUCUAAGGAUUUCAAAAUAAAACUGAGAAUGUGCUGGUUAAAGUGGUCCUUUUCUUUCUUUUUCAUAUGCUAGUGGCAGAACACGUGUGAGGGAAAACAUCCUCUAACAUGGACUUGUUUAUGUUUUCUUGUUUGCUUCUGUUUUGGCUUUUUUUUUCCUAAACAUUUUGAAAACUUCUGUCCAUUUUUAUUCUUGCUGAUAUACUAAUGUUUCUAACAGCCUGAAAAUAAAAAAUCCAUUUACAUGUAUUUUUACAUGAAUUAAGAAUUAGUUUAUGGAUUAAUCCACGUUCUGCCUCAGCUUUGCAGUUGUGAAUUCUGCAGACAUGUUGUGAGAAGCGUUCUUAUUUACAGUGCUUUUUUGAUGUUUAGCUCAUCUGGCUUUAUUUCCACUGUGAAAGAAAUAUAAAAUGUCCUCUUGUGAUAACUUAGAGUGAAUAAACAUAUUCAGUACUUG
Molecule: messenger RNA, 6105 nt
Organism: Haemorhous mexicanus (house finch)
Lineage: Eukaryota; Metazoa; Chordata; Aves; Passeriformes; Fringillidae
Gene: DCPH1
Product: acidic residue methyltransferase 1
Exons: 5
Coding region: 412-1791 (459 amino acids)
Biological process (GO): DNA damage response
Cellular component (GO): nucleus; cytoplasm
Molecular function (GO): phosphatase activity
Source: RefSeq, a predicted model, not a curated record